Strigops habroptila (Kakapo) is the source of this 6080-nucleotide messenger RNA. Its product is annotated as zinc finger CCCH-type antiviral protein 1-like. Lineage: Eukaryota; Metazoa; Chordata; Aves; Psittaciformes; Psittacidae. The transcript has 14 exons. Gene Ontology annotation, molecular function: NAD+ poly-ADP-ribosyltransferase activity; metal ion binding. The record is from RefSeq and is a predicted model, not a curated record. Bases 64 to 2253 code for a protein of 729 amino acids.
AGCCCCGCCGUGCCCCGCUCCUAGUCUCAUCCCGUCCCGUCGAGUUAGGGCAAAGGGGGAGCGAUGAGCGAUCCGUCGGUGUGUAGCUUCUUCACCAAGACCCUGUGCGCGCACGGCGGGCGGCUGGAGCUGUCGGAGCUGCGGCAGCUCGUCGGUCUGUCGGCGCAACAGCUGGAGGAGACGCUGUCGGCGGCGGGCCCCCAGCGGUUCCUGGUGCAGCGGGACGGCGGCGGCGUGUGUGUGCUGGCCGUGUCGGCCGUGCGGGUCUGCCUCCGCAGGGACUGCGGGGGCUGCGACCGGCUGCACCUCUGCAAGCUGCACCUCAUGGGCAAGUGCAACCUGGGGCCCAGAUCUUGUAAGUACCCGCACAACAUCAUCAAUGCUGAGAACAAAAAAGUUCUAAAGACCCAUGAGUUGUCUAGCCUUGACGAGAAUGAGCUGCGAGUCCUGCUUCUCCAAAAUGACCCUGUCUUCCUCCCUGAUAUUUGCCAACUUUACAACAGAAAGGAUAGUAACUGCAGCCAGCAGAAUAACUGUAACAAGCUUCAUGUUUGUCGACACUUUCUCCAUGGGGAAUGUAGAUUUUUUUGCUGCAAGAGGUCCCAUAACCUCUUGGAUACCAAUUCAUUGAGAGUGUUGGAAACCGGAGGCAUUGAUGUGAAGAUAGCUUCAAACAUGCAGACUAUAUGUAAUCACAAGCAUAUGGAAUUCAUCAAGGAACUGAAGAAGGGGAAAAUGCUGUUCAUUCAGUCUUCUCAUGCAGGUCCCAGAAGCCAUGCACCUGGUCAGCAACAACACCAGUUUCCAACAGGAGCUGAAGGUAAAGAUGGAGAUAGGUGCCGUUACACAGGUGUUGUGGGCUAUUCCAGCGGGCAGCUAGGCAACGCACAGCCACACGCUCACUUCCCCCUCACCACUUGUGGAUCAGGGGAAGAGGAAAAAGAGAAAGCGACCUCAAGAAAACUUGAGUGUCAAGAACAGGAGAAAGCGAAGGAUAAAAAAGGUGAUUCCUCUUCUAAAGCUUCAAAGGACAACAAAGAAGAGAAGUGUGAUCAGAUAUGUGUGUUCUAUGUCUGGAAGUACUGCAAACAUAAAGAUAAAUGCAGAUUUGUUCAUUACCACUUGCCGUAUCGAUGGCAGGUAUAUAAUGGGGUGACCUGGAAUGACCUCUCCAUGAUGGAGGAAAUUGAAAAGGCCUAUUGUGACCCACAGACCAGCAGAAUAGUGGGUAAGAACAUUGAUUUCCAGACAAUGACCUGCUGCUCUUCUUUGCUUCGACGCCUCUCUACACCAUCAUCAGUCACAAAACCCACAUUUUUAUUGACCACACAGUGGCUUUGGUAUUGGAAGAAUGACAAAGGCCAAUGGAUUGAAUAUGGAGAACAGGGAGAAGGGGAUAGUGUGAGCUCACCAUCUUCUGCUAUUAUUGAGAACUUGUAUCUAGCGGAUCCAGAUGGCACCAUAUCUUUCCAGGCUGGCUUAUAUAAUUACAAGCUCAACUUUAAAGAAAUGACCCAGACAAACACCUCUUACAAAACUCAAAGACGGGUCUGCAGGCGACCAAAGUUUGUGUCUUCUGAAGAUGUGCAGAAGAUAAAGAAAGGCAGCCAGAGGGAUUCUUCUAUUCCAAAUCAGUCCUGUCCUGUCCACUGGGAUCAGUCUGCACUGCCUGACUUCGGAUACAAGGCAGUGGAGAUCACUGAUACAACUGCUGAAUACAACCAAAUAAAGCAGCUGUUUCAUCAGACUAUGAAGAAAUACAGCAUCCUCAAAAUAAACAGGAUUCAGAAUCCAUCCCUCUGGAAAGUGUUUCAGUGGCAGAAGGAACAGAUGAAAAGGGAAAAUGGAGGGAAGGAAGUAAAUGAAAAGCUCCUUUUCCAUGGAACCAAGACCUCCUUUGUGGAAUCCAUCUGUAUUCACAAUUUUGACUGGAGAAUUUGUGGAAGCAACGGAACUGUCUAUGGGAAGGGAAGCUACUUUGCUAGAGAUGCUUCCUAUUCCCACUCAUACUGUCAGCCUAUGGUGAAAAACAACGUCAUGUUCGUGGCUCGUGUGCUGGUUGGAGACUAUGUUAAUGGCAACACAGCCUACGUGCGCCCCCCGCCAAAGUCUGUCGAUGGGCUCCAGUUUUAUGACAGCUGUGUGGACAAUGAGACAAAUCCCUCCAUUUUUGUUGUCUUUGAAAAAUACCAGAUUUACCCAGAGUAUACAAUAGAGUAUACAGAGGAAGAAAAAAAAUGUAUUGUAUCUUAAAGGGAUCAGAGCUGUUUAUAACCCUUGUCUUAUUUUCUGUAUUGCAGGUGUUCUCAUACUUGGCAACUUCUUUUUGCUAGAAUCCUUUGGAAUGUUAAUCCAAGGAAUUUCUGUAUUGAGGAGGGCUGGCAAAGCAGAUGUUACAUUUGUUGAGACAUUGCCUUGUCUUCUCCUUUUCCUCUCUUAAAUCAAGUUUAGACAUUUAAAUAACCAUAGCAGAAAAAUCAGAAUUGUGGGAUGGGAAAUUGAGUGUUUCAACUUCUGUGGGCAAAUAAUUGUAAAUGCAUUUUCUUAGAGAGUAUUUCUCUUUGCCAACAGCUCAGUUAAGAGAAGAAUUAACAGUACAGUAGUUUUUAAGCAUGCUGUGAGGUUUCUAGUAAUCAAAGAUUCUUUCCAUUGCAGAAUACAGUUGAUCUUCUCAUCUAUCGCAAUUCUAAACAAGUCAGUUUUCAAAAUGCCACUUGUUAAUGCUGAUAUAAGUUUCAAGUUUAAAGUUCUCAAGUGGAGAAGUUUCAUCUGUACAAUGGCAGCUACUGUUUGGAUCAGAAAAUGGUUUGCUCAGAUUCUCUUUGCAGAUCUGCAGUAACUUGCUGUGUGACCUGUAUAAAAAUAGAGCUCAAGUGAAACUGCAAAUCCCAGUCUAUGAGUAAGUAGGUACUAAAAUGUGGUGGUUUGGCUGCAACUAAUGGCCUUAAGUACAUAAAGGCUGUGCCGAAAUAAGGCAGGCUCUCAAGUAAUGUGACCACCUAUUUUCUCAAUGUGAACAUUUGCUUAGCAAAUGCUAUAGGACAGGAGAAACAUCUCAAGAAGCAGAGAUAUUUCCUGCCCUACUUGUAGACGUUAGUUUUCAUUUUUGCAUAAAUAUGACAUGACUGGAAGAACCCUGUUACGUCCUCUGGAGGCCAGUGGUAGAGCUGCUGUUCUAAGACAUACAUGUUUUGUUACCCACGUUGCGUGGGGCAACUUGCUGACGAGCACAGCUCCUCUUUGUAGCUGUGGUGAUCCUGGAUACUGCUUCUCUGAGUCUGAUGUGAUAAAUGUGCUUUGCCUCCAUCAGUGAUGUACAACCCCACCAACAGUGGUUAUGCCUUUUACAAAGUUACAUGCUUUUUAUUGUCCCCAAAAGAAAAUACAGAAACUCAUAGAGUUUCUACUGAAUCUUAAUAAGGAGUCUGUAAGUUAAUGGAACUGAAGAGCCUCUGUACAAAGAUGUCUUCUUCCGGCAGUCUAGUUGUUAAGAGGGAAAGCACUGUGAAGGAUAGAGGAGCAGUAACUUUUGCUUUCAGGUAAGCUUUACAGUAACACAAAUAGCCUCCCACUUACUUGCGUCUUCAAUACAAAUCUGUCAACCACACGUACUACUCAAAGUUUGCAAAUUACCUGGAGGACAGGGAAAUAUAUAAAACUAGGAAAUCUUACUAAGAUUACUGUCUUGAAACUAAAUGAAAAUAUGCAUCAGUAAUGCAUUAAAAAGGGAAGAUUUUACCACUUUCACGUUUUUCUGUAGAGUUCCCGAAUCAUUUAGUUUUGACAUAUUUGCAAAUAAAAUGUGUUUUCACUCACUUUUUGCUUGUUAGUGUGCAAUUUCUCUCCAUAUGUAAACUUAUGUCUUCCUUUCAUCUGUGUUUCUAAACCAGGGAACUGCCUGGAUGUAGUUUUUGCAUUUUAGUGUAGAUGCUUAGCUAAACAGGAAGGAUAGAGCAGAGUACAGUCUGAUUCAUGGAGAAUAUUUCUGUAAAGGAACUUCCUAAGAUACUUUUAAUAAAUUCUAAGUGCUGUGAUAGUUUAGUUGGAUUCCAUGUAAAUAAAUAGCUGCUCUGAGCAGUUGCCAGAAGUCCUAAGAAAAGGGAAAGAAGGUGGUGAGGUAGUAGCAGAACUACUGUUUUAAAUAUGUUGUAGUCAUCAGACUACUACUUUUUUGAAUAUCUAGAUGAGUAACUUUUAAAGAAUCAGAACUGAGCACCUAUAAGACACACAGUGCUGCAUUUCCCCACCCCUGUGAGCUGAGACCGGCAAGUAUAUGGAGAAUACUGGUGAGAUCCUGACAGCUUAAGACUCCCCCUAUAAUCCUGCAUCCAGCUCUGAGGCCCCUAACACAAGAGGGAUGUGGAACUAUAGGAGUCAGGUCCAGAGGAAGCCACAGAGAUGAUCUGAGAACUGGAGCACCUCUGCUAUGAAGACAGGCUGAGACAGCUGGGCUUGUUCAGCCUGGAGAAGGCUCCAGGGAGACCUUAGAGCAGCUUCCAGUGCCUAAAGAGGCUACAAGAAAUCUGGAGAGGGGCUUUUUACAAGGACGUGUAGUGACAGGACAAGGGGGAAUGGCUUUAAAGUGACAGAGGGGAGAUUUAAAUUAGACAUUAGGAAGAAAUUCUUCACUGUCAGGGCAGUGAGACACUGGCACAGGUUGCCUAGAGAAGUUGUGGCUGCUGGAUGCAGCAGACUGUUACAGAUUUAUGAAAUGAACCCAUUUAAAAGCUUCAUCCAUACAUGCAGAGAAGUCAUAUACUUGCUGCUCAGCUCAGCACAUCUUUGAAUUUAUAGAUGUAAAGCAGACAAAAUUCUCAAUCACAUUAUGUUAAAAGUACUACAAAUGUCAUUCUUCUAUUUAUGUAGCAAUGGAUCAUAACAUUAAUUACACACUUCACAAGGAGCCAGCAGAGUUCUCAAGCUUUUCUUCCCUAAGACAACUUGUUAUAUUCCCCGAGGGAAAAGUUACCUGACUAUACAUAUCUUAUUCCUCUACGGAGGACCUCCAGGGGCAGUGCAGGGCCAACUAUGGAAGUGCUUUUUUAGGUCAAAAGGGGACUGCAUGUGGGACAUGGGGAAGAGCCUGAGUAGACAAGCAUGUCUGUGUGCAGGAGAGUGUGUAGAUGUGAUAUCAAAGCCAGAGCUUGGGCAGUAGAAGAGUUGAGAGGCAUUUCUAUUCAGGAAGAAGAAGAGGAGGCAUUAGCUCAGUUUUGGUUUGAAACAUCAGCUUUCCCUUCAUGAGGGACUACAGAAUUACUGUUGCAAGACAACCUCUUAGCUCUGCUAUGCUGCAGGAAUCCAGAGGCGCAAGAACUUCACAGAGGUACAUGGCUCCCCUUGUGCAUCGUUUGCAGCACCAAAGCUUAUCACAUUGCUUGUACCAGAUAAAGCUUUGUGUCAGUUCCCCUUAGCUCUCUUUCUGUGGCAGAAGCUCCCUUCCAGUCUUCACCUGCUCUGAUACACCUCUAUAAACAUUGUUUUUAAACUCUGCUUUGCUAACAUGUAAGGACUUGUGCUAUUGAGAUGGUAGUAAAGCCCGACUUCCCAAAAGUCCAACCUAACAUCCAGAGAUGGUGGUAGUUGAGCUGAAAUCCAAGCUUUUUUCUUUUUUCCCUAAAACAUUUAAAAGCGCCAAGAGAGUACCUGUGUUAGAAUAGUUGCAGGCAGCUACUGUCCCUCUUGUCUGGUUUCACUCACACAGUAAUAUCAGAAACCUCUGAGGUGUUAUAUUGAAAGGAGAAAGUUACACAUUUUAUGAAAGGGAGUUCAACAAUACACACCUGGAAAGAGCCUGAAUGCAGACAGAUCUGUCAGGCCAGAGCCUGUGACUCGCGCCUGAAUGGAUAGGAGGCCUGAUAUGGAACUGGGUUUAUCCCUGUACUGGCCCUGACCCCACACUUUCCUAUUAGCUACGUUUAAAAGGCCCAUUUGAAUUACCUGAUCAGUUUACUGAUUAUUUAACGUAUUAAUGAAGUAACAAAUUGGGCAAAUGAAGGAUUGAAAUCCAGGCCCUGUUACUGGACUGUAUAUAAUCAGAGGGAACUUUUAGGAAAAUAUACCAGAAAAGCAGUGUCCUGGGA